CGGCUAAAAGCAUCGCGGACCGAAAAAAGUUCACGGCUUUUACGAAACUUCAAUCUACGAUCUGAAUCUGGGGGUAUCGUAUCCUCUUUGCCGGACAACCUCCCUCAUAUCUUACCUCAAUUGGUCACAAUGAAGCGGAUACCACGAUUAAGGCGACCCUCCGGUCUGCUUAUAUCAACAACAUAUUCUCCAAUCGCUCCUCUAGUCGGCCAAUGCACGCCUGCAUCUCAGACCAUCUCGAAUUCGCAUCGUAGGCCGAUACCUACGACUCUUCAACGUUCAUCAUCCCUCCGAUUCUACUCGACUGAUAAACAGCCGAUUACACAGAGCCAAAGUCCUACCCCUAUUGUCGAAGAAGUACCAAAAGAAGAGGUUGAGGUUGCAUCGCUGGCCGAAGAGGAGGUAUACGAACCGGAAAGUUUUACUCCGACGCAGUGGCAGACGUAUGUUCCACCACCUCGGCGUAGCUAUGCCGAGCGGUUAGACGAUAUUUCAGAUCCAACCUACGUACCCGCGUUAACGGCAGAUGGCUUGGAAUCGGUCGGUGGGUUACGAAACUGGUGGGACAAACCGGGCAAUUGGACGGCCGAUUUCGUCGGUUUCAAGCCGCUGAACUCCGUUCUUGACCCCGCCGUCCUCGAAACUUCGGUACGGCGUGCCGUUAUAGAGGCGUUUGCGCUGAAGCAAGCGGGGAGAGAAGACGAACUAGUGAAAGCAUGGCCGAUAGCUGGGGAAGACGAAUUACAUCGUCUUCUGAGUGUGGAGAUCAGCGUAGCACCUGACGGUGCUGUGUCGCUGACUGGAGAUGUAUCUGCAGUCUUAGACUCGCUAGUCCAAAAGAGCGAGUCUACUGUGAGCGAGGAGUCUGUUGGAGAAAGCACAAGCGUGCCGGUGCCCUCAGCAGAACAAGCCCAGAAGUACAAGGGCGCGUGGGGUCAUGGAUGGAAGGCCGUGUCUCUGUCGGAUCCUCGGAUCAAGUUCGCUAUCACGAAGCGGAUUUUCCAGCUCACUGGCCACCUGGUUCACGACCACCAGCUAUCUAGCAUUACAGAUGUCCGGUCACUGAUCCACACGGUGCAAAAGCCUCCCAAGCCCAAGACCCUGACUGAGGAGAUCCAAGAACGCCGGCAGGAUCUUGUGCAGAUCCCCAACGUGUCCUUCGCGACGAAGCGCAUUACGCGCGGCGACAGGGAGAAGGCGGUUGGAAGAUUCAAGCUCAUAGAAGAGGAACUCAAGAAGAGAGAUUUGCCUCUCGUGGGCCACGGCUUUGUAAGCAAGAACAAGGAGAUGUCGCGGUUCAGGGGCGGAGUCUAGUAUCCAUGCGAGACGCUAUGUACCAAUAUGUCGAAAUGCGGUAUUUGUCAACUCUAGCCUUGUACAUACAUAUAGAACCAACAAUACGAUAUGGCGUUCGACUAAUGCAAAU
Daldinia caldariorum is the source of this 1426-nucleotide messenger RNA. Its product is annotated as ribosomal subunit 39S-domain-containing protein. NCBI's taxonomy places the organism in Eukaryota, Fungi, Ascomycota, Sordariomycetes, Xylariales, Hypoxylaceae. The record is from RefSeq and is a predicted model, not a curated record. Gene Ontology annotation, cellular component: mitochondrion. The transcript is spliced from 2 exons. The coding region runs from base 130 to 1314 and encodes 394 amino acids.